AUGGCACAAGCAGCCGCCCGAACAGGCUCUCAGCCCUCACCGCCGUUGCAGCCACACAGCAACCUUCCUGACACAAUCCCUCGCCAUCCGGAGACUGGUGCACAGAGGACAUGGCCAAAGCUGUUGGGCGUCCGCCAGUGGCGACAUACUGGAACCAACAAUGGGACGUCAUCCAAUGGGACGCCCUUUGCCGGCCGCUUGGGAGGCAACCAGGAAUUCGUGGUCGACCGCUCCAACCCAGCGAAUGCGCAACUCUUGUCCAAGUUGCCCGAUGCGGCGCCAAAUCUGAGCCUCACCGAAGCCUUUGACCUGAGGGGCUUCCGAGAGACGGAUCUCUACAAAGCUGCCUUGAUUGAGUGUUUCGGGACAAUGGUAUUGGUCUUCGCCGCCAGCUGGAACAGUCUGUCACCACCGGGACCGCCUCCCCCUCCGUCGCCGAGUUCGGGAGUGUUCGGCACCUCGUUCUUCAUUGCACCACUCGUAGCCGCCUGCAUCAACGCGAUUCUCAUCACUCUACUGACAUUCUCCUUCGGCGCCGUUUCGGGCGCUCAUAUGAACCCGCUCAUCACCAUCGGCACCUUCUUUGCUCGGCUCACGAGUUUCCCGCGCCUGGUUUUGUACAUGGCCGCGCAAACGUCAGGGGCUGCCCUCGCGGGCCUGUUCCUGCGCGCGGGCGCAGGCACCAGAGAUUUCAAGGUCGGCGGUUGUUAUCUGUUCGAGGAUAUGGUGCCGAUUUCGUCGGCGUUCACUGUCGAGUUUGUCGGCAGUCUGCUGUUGUUACUGCUUGCAUUCGGCGUCGGGCUGGAUCCGCGGCAGCGUGGGAUCUUUGGCCCGGCUGUUGCACCAAUCUUCGUCGGCCUUGCUGCUGGGUCUUGUGCCCUUUGCUUUUCGUUCAGCCGACCGGGCUAUGGCGGUGCCAGUCUGAACCCAGCCAGAUGUUUUGGAGUGUUUGUUGGCAGCCGCUUUCCUGGAUGGCAUUGGAUCCAUUGGGUGGGACCAAUCGCUGCUGGUAUGUUGCACGGAGGCAUCUAUUUCCUUGUCCCGCCAGGGUCUCAACCGACAAGCCCCGUACCUGCGGUUGAGAGAAAUGCCACGAGAAGGGAGAAGAGCAAUGAUGACAGAGGGGUUGUAUAG
Capronia coronata CBS 617.96 is the source of this 1134-nucleotide messenger RNA. RefSeq lists its product as uncharacterized. Lineage: Eukaryota; Fungi; Ascomycota; Eurotiomycetes; Chaetothyriales; Herpotrichiellaceae. Gene Ontology annotation, biological process: transmembrane transport. The coding region runs from base 1 to 1134 and encodes 377 amino acids. Gene Ontology annotation, cellular component: plasma membrane. Gene Ontology annotation, molecular function: water channel activity. The record is from RefSeq and is a predicted model, not a curated record. The transcript has 2 exons.